AGGAAUGAUCCCCGACGCCGGCGAUAAGACAACUUGUCAAUUCCAGCUGUUGUCUGAUACCUUAUACGACCUACGACCAUAGCAUGCCUAAGACCGGACAGAGAAUCAGAUAACCAGAGAAAAGAACACAUUACAUCUCGCUUGGGGAGAUAAAAGACGAUUCCAUCACAUUCCAGACGAUAUCAAUCUGACACCAUCUGACGCCAUCCUUUUGUAUCAACGCUUGUUUCUCCUUAUCUGCGAUGCCUGAACAAUACCAAAAGGUCGGCCGCGGCGGUGCGGGUAACUACAUGUCCCAAAGCCAGAUCGAACAGGCGCGAGGAGCAUCAGACAAUGAUCUUGAGGCGCAGAGAAUCACCACCAACCCCGCGACCACGAGCGUGUCCAACUACGCCCGCACCGGACGCGGGGGCUCGGGCAACUUCCACGACCCGGCGACGCUCCCAGUGGUCGAGCCGAAGUCGGAAGAGACCAAGACGGUGCAGCCAACUAGUAGGACCUACGCGUAUAGUGGGCGCGGGGGGGCGGGGAAUUGGGGAACUGCUGCCGCCGCACCCGGGAUCCAAUCCACUCCGGCCCCGGAAGAGGUAGAGGCGCUGGAGCGGCAAGUGGUGCAGGACGUCGAAGCCGGGUUGGCGAUGCCGCCCAGGGCGCAUACACAGCAGACACGGGUUGUCAAGGAGGACGAUAGCAACAAGUAGGGCCUUUUUCGGGGGGGGGGGGG
This is a messenger RNA of Sodiomyces alkalinus F11, 724 nucleotides long. RefSeq lists its product as hypothetical. Lineage: Eukaryota; Fungi; Ascomycota; Sordariomycetes; Glomerellales; Plectosphaerellaceae. The coding region runs from base 243 to 701 and encodes 152 amino acids. The record is from RefSeq and is a predicted model, not a curated record. The transcript has 2 exons.